AUGCCAAAACUAAAUGUGAAACCUGCUUCUGAUAGGCUUUACAACGAAUUACUUGCCACGGCAUUCGACGGAAGAGGCCGUAAUGCCCGAUAUCGUAAGAGUCAGCUAUUUUUCCUGCAUAGUCAUCUUAGAACGGACCUCGAGAAAAUACGGGCAGCAAUCAAGCAGGACAGAUGCUCUGCAGAUGCGGAUGUCGGAGUAGAGCUUGCUCUGUCGCUGAAUGCAAUUCGAAGGCUCUAUCAAGACAUCGAUUUCAAUCACAGCAUUCAAGAAGAGUUUCGGAUUACAAGAAAUGAAAACAACGCGGAGAGGAGGAUUCCGUAUGGCGUUGUCGUUCUUAAACCUACACUACGUACAAGGUUCUUUUCAAUUAUAUCGGCAUUAGCCGCAGCGUUCGCGGCAGGCAAUGUGGUUCUGUUGGAGUUGGAGCCUAGCUUGCAUGCGGUUGACCAAUAUUUCCGAACGGAGUUCGAGAUAUUUGACGGCGCUUCUUGCAUCAUUGCCUCGACCAGGAUCGAGGACGCCACGUUUCUCUCUCGAUGUCGAGUCGUUGACCAAACCACAAAUGCAACUAUUUACCCCGAUUCUUUGCAGCAUCGACCUCACCAAAUCACUAUCGCAGUUGUUGAUGGAACGGCCAAUGUUCGAAAAGCGGCAAGUGAGAUAAUUGCUUCCAAGUGCCGAUUUGGCGGAAGUUCCCCUUAUGGCGUCGAUAUUGUGCUUGCCAACGAAUGGGUCAAGGACGAAUUUCUUACACAGUGUAAGGAUAUACUUGAAACUGAGUAUUCAACACUACAACAGCAUUCGGAGAGGGUACAAGCGGUGAAAACCCCCAAAAAUUCGAAAUCGAAGGGUAACGUAUUGCUCGAUUUAUCUGGAGUGCAGAUAAAAGAAUACACACGCAAUGCAUUUGAACUUCAGGGCAAGCCUCCCACUCAGGCUAUUCACCUUUUGACUGUGACAGGAAUUGUGGAUGCCAUGACAAUCGCUGCAGAGCAAGGGCCUUGUCUGGCCUUGUACUCUUUCUCCAGUGCAGGGGAGGCUAAAUACCUCUCAUUGUUCAUCGACAGCGAUAUAUGCAUGCUAAACCAGAUUCCGUUGCCGCUGUUGGUUGGUCCGCCCCUACCAGUUACCAAUCAUGCUGUCGAUCUUCAUUUACGCUACGAUACCCUUGAGAUGUCAAAACCAGCGCCUCAGCGGAUCCGAUCCUUUGCGUCGGACAAAAAUCCAGGGCAAUUUUGUGGGCAUGCUGUGCGCCCUUUCAAGCCGGUCAAGCAAUCCUCAGGCUUUGAUAUUGGCUUCUUUGACCGAGGUGCUCUUGUGGGUGGCGUGGUGAUUGUCCUUCCAACUCUUUGUGCGUUAAUUUUUGGAGGAUAUCAGAUCGUUGCCACCGGGGUUCGCAAUUUCCUGCGCCCAUUGUCCUAG
Molecule: messenger RNA, 1425 nt
Organism: Exophiala bonariae
Lineage: Eukaryota; Fungi; Ascomycota; Eurotiomycetes; Chaetothyriales; Herpotrichiellaceae
Exons: 5
Coding region: 1-1425 (474 amino acids)
Molecular function (GO): oxidoreductase activity, acting on the aldehyde or oxo group of donors, NAD or NADP as acceptor
Source: RefSeq, a predicted model, not a curated record